AUGGCGUUGCGUUGGGAGAGACAAGCGCUGGGUGAUGGAGCAGCUGCUGCCGGGCCUGGCGCAGAGGGGGCCUCCCUUCCUGCGUCUGUCUGCGGCACCCGCCACACCCUGUGUGUGGUGAGUCGUCACUACCUGCGCAGUAACUGGUGUUCCCUGGAGCUGCGACUGGCCACCCACAGCAGACAGUCUUCCUGGAGGACAUCCCACUUUGCCAGCUGUAUGCCUACCACCGGCUGACCAGACUGGUCAAGACCAGGACCUACCUGAACUGGCCCCAGGACCCAGGCCUGCAGCAAUAG
Messenger RNA from Coregonus sp. 'balchen', 299 nucleotides. NCBI's taxonomy places the organism in Eukaryota, Metazoa, Chordata, Actinopteri, Salmoniformes, Salmonidae. The record is from the annotation of a GenBank genome assembly.